AUGAAGGCUUUCAAGACAUACUUCGCGCCCGACCAGGCGUCGGGCCAAACCGAGGCCGAACCGUCGAAGCCGACUACUUUGCAACCGAUUGCACCGCAGCCGAAGCCGCAGGCGGCCGAGAGACCGGCUCCUUACCGGACACACAGCGCCAGAACAUCCGCUCGACAGUCGACAGUGAGCUUGGCGCUCACUGCCGGUAUGAGGGACAAGCAUGCUAGCAGUAUCAUCGACCUCAGGGCAGAUGUCACUGUCCACAGCAUCUACCAGGACCAGCUCAGGAAGAUGUACGCUUCGGCGUGGAACUUGGGUGAGGGUGUUGUUCUCAAGAAGGGUCGGAACGAUUAUGUCUGCGCUCCUCCUCAGCUAUCCACUGUACCCAAUGGUUUCUUCGAUAUGGUCACCCAGCUGAAUGUCAGCUGUGCCAUGACCGUCAACACACCUGUUAUCCAGUCCAUCAUUCACGGACUCCUGAACAGCGGCGAACCCUUGAACUCAAUUCCUCUCGCUGGAGGCUUACAGCUUCAAGUCCUCCAGAGGAUGACCGAUCUGCCCAGAUGUCAGAAGCAUCACUUUGCAGCCUUCGUUCUCGACCCUCCCCUGCUCACCGUCUGGGAUGAUGAUGCCAACAGACUGCAUGCCCGCGCAGAGAGCCUGGAGCACAUGAUCAUCUCCUACAUCUGGCGUAACGAGGGAGGUGAUGAGGAGGAUGGCGACGAGAAGAACGAGAAGCAGGCCGGCGUCAACGUUGAGGAACUCUCGCCUGCCGCGCUUGAGGAAGCCCUCAAGGCUGAGGUCAGACCAGUCCGACUCACCAGUUCUAUCAUGGUUUCGGCGGCGCUUUGCUUGUCUGUGGCGUGCUUGGGUCUCGGUUACCGUAAUCUGGCUCUGGAGUCCACCAUCGACGGCAGCUACACGCGCUGGGCACUCCUGGCCGUUACCCCGCUUACGCUUUUCAUCAGUCUCUUCUUCUUCUUGUCUAUUUCCGGAAAUAUCUUCCAGAUCCUCGGUCCCAUCUCGUCGGUUCACGCAAACUCCAAGAACUACUCUGGUAAGGCGCCGCGUCGCCUUGGCCCUCACCGUGGCGAGCUUCCCCACGUCACCAUCCAGAUGCCCGUCUAUAAGGAGGGCCUGAACGCUGUCAUCAAGCCCACGGUUCUCUCUCUCAAGACUGCUAUCUCCACCUACGAGAUGCAGGGUGGCUCUGCCAGCAUCUUUGUCAACGACGACGGUAUGCAGCUCAUCAGCGAGGACGAAGCCUCGGCCCGUAGGGAGUUCUAUGAGGAGCACAACAUGGGAUGGGUUGCUCGCCCCGGCCACAACCCCAAGCCUUCAGACCCCACCGUUCAGCCUUUCAUCCGCAGAGGCAGAUUCAAGAAGGCCUCCAACAUGAACUACGCCCUGAUGACUAGCAACAGGGUUGAGGAGAAGCUCAAGCAGAUCAACCGCGGAAGCAGAUGGAGCCAGGAUAGUGAGGAUCAAGCCUACGAGCAAGCUCUUGCUGAGGUUCUCGAGGAGUCUGAGGGCCGAACGUGGGCUGAGGGCAACAUCCGCAUGGGUGACUACAUCCUUCUUAUCGACUCUGACACCCGUGUUCCCCGCGACUGCUUUUUGGAUGCCGUUAGCGAGAUGGAGGCUUCUCCCGAGGUUGCCAUCAUUCAGUACACCUCCGGUGUCAUGCAGGUUUCCGACUCUUUCUUCGAGAAGGCUGUCACAUGGUUCACGCAGAUGAUUUACACUAUGAUUACCUUUGCCGUCGCCAACGGUGAUAUCUCGCCCUUCGUCGGUCACAACGCUAUCCUCCGCUGGUCUGCUCUCCAAGAUGCUGCUUCCUACAUGGAGGAUGGCUACGAGAAGUUCUGGUCUGAGUCUCACGUCUCCGAGGAUUUCGAUAUGGCUUUGCGUCUGCAGACUUCCGGUUACUCUAUCCGUUAUGGUGCCUACACCGGUGAUGGCUUCAAGGAGGGUGUCUCCCUCACUGUCUACGACGAGUUGGCCCGCUGGGAGAAGUACGCCUACGGAUGCAACGAGCUGCUGUUCCACCCCUUCCGUUUCUGGCUUACUCGUGGCCCCUUCACGCCCCUCUUCAGACGGUUUGUCUUCUCCAACAUCGCCUUUUACAGGAAAGUUACGAUUCUGUCCUACAUCGGCACCUACUACGCUAUCGGAGCAUCAUGGAUCCUUACCUUGAUGAACUACUUCCUGACUGGAUGGUUCUUUGGUUACUACGACAAGUACUACCUCGAUUCGUUCGCUAUCUUCUUCUCCAUCAUCGUCGUCUUCCCUCUCGCUGGAAACGUUGCCUUGGCUGUGCUCAGGUACAGACUUGGCCAGAAGUCUCUCCUUGGAGCCCUCUGGGACAACUUCAAGUGGAUGCCUGUGUUCACCAUCUUCCUGGGCGGCAUUUCGCUCCACGUCUCCAAGGCUUUGCUCUGCCAUUUCUUCGAGAUUGACAUCCAGUGGGGCGCCACUUCCAAGGAAGUCGAGAACUGCAACUUCAUGGAGGAGAUCCCCAAGAUCAUCAAGAGCUUCGCGGGCACGUUCAUCUUCACAGCUCUGGGAAUCGCUCUCAUCGUCUGCGGAUACUACGUCUUCCCCGUCCAGUGGCAGAUUCGCUACUUUGCGACCAUCUUCCCCGUGGCUAUCUCCAUCACUUCGCACUUCUGCCUUCCGGUACUCCUCAACCCCGCUUUGAUGAAGUUCACCUUCUAA
Colletotrichum abscissum is the source of this 2709-nucleotide messenger RNA. RefSeq lists its product as uncharacterized. Bases 1 to 2709 code for a protein of 902 amino acids. The transcript has 5 exons. NCBI's taxonomy places the organism in Eukaryota, Fungi, Ascomycota, Sordariomycetes, Glomerellales, Glomerellaceae. The record is from RefSeq and is a predicted model, not a curated record.